This is a messenger RNA of Dryobates pubescens (Downy woodpecker), 2917 nucleotides long. It is a transcript of the gene TBL1XR1, whose product is annotated as TBL1X/Y related 1. NCBI's taxonomy places the organism in Eukaryota, Metazoa, Chordata, Aves, Piciformes, Picidae. Gene Ontology annotation, biological process: regulation of transcription by RNA polymerase II. The transcript has 18 exons. Bases 680 to 2221 code for a protein of 513 amino acids. Gene Ontology annotation, molecular function: transcription corepressor activity; protein binding. Gene Ontology annotation, cellular component: histone deacetylase complex. The record is from RefSeq and is a predicted model, not a curated record.
CCCUCUCUCUCCCCACCCUCCCCCUCCCCCCGGCCCCUGGCUCGGGGUAUAAUUGAAUAUCACAGCACUACUCGCUGGUUAUUUUUUUCCCUUCCUCCUCCUGUGUGUGUGUGGUGGUGUUUUUGGUUGGUUUUGUUGAUUUUUUUUUUUUUUAACCUCCCUGGUGUGUUGGUUUUUUUUUUUUUUUUUUUUUUUUUCCUCCUCCUCUUGGUGUGGACACCUCAGCUCAGAAAAAAAAUAAUAAUAUAUAUUACCGAUACCUAUACGUGUGUACACACACAGGGACACACACAGACGCGUACAUAUAUAAAUCUAUGGCUGUGUAAAAACAGGAGGAGAGACAAACAAGGGUGAAUUUCUUGUGCCUCCAUUCCCAGGGAAGGGGGGAGCAGCCGCUCCGCCGCCGUUUGUAAGGGGCUUUCUCGUCCUGGGCUUAUCCCUGUCAGAAACCCCGGUGCAAAUUGUGUGUUGCGUCUUCUAGACAAGCUUGAAUGGUUGAUGCAUCACCCUUCUGUAGCAAGAGGCACCUGAAAGGAAAACUUCUGCAUAUCAAUGCACUGCCAAUGGUGGUGUAAUACCAAGGGCUGUACUGCUGCCACAUCACAAUUUUGUGGGGUUUCAGAGAGUAGUUCUGGGUUGUGUCCUUUGUUGUGACCUCAUGGUUUAACUGGGAAUAAAGAUGAGUAUAAGCAGUGAUGAGGUUAACUUCCUGGUAUAUAGAUACUUGCAAGAGUCAGGCUUUUCCCAUUCAGCAUUUACCUUUGGUAUAGAGAGCCAUAUCAGCCAGUCUAAUAUAAAUGGUGCUCUGGUGCCACCAGCUGCUUUGAUUUCCAUCAUCCAGAAAGGUCUGCAGUAUGUAGAGGCAGAAGUCAGUAUUAAUGAGGAUGGUACCUUGUUUGAUGGUAGGCCGAUAGAGUCUCUCUCACUGAUAGAUGCAGUAAUGCCUGAUGUGGUACAGACAAGACAACAGGCCUACAGAGAUAAACUUGCACAACAGCAGGCAGCAGCUGCCGCAGCUGCAGCCACAACUAACCAACAGGGAUCAGCAAAAAAUGGAGAAAAUACUGCAAAUGGAGAAGAGAAUGGAGCACAUACUAUAGCAAAUAAUCACACAGAUAUGAUGGAAGUAGAUGGAGAUGUUGAAAUCCCUCCCAACAAGGCAGUGGUGCUGCGCGGCCAUGAAUCUGAAGUGUUCAUCUGUGCCUGGAAUCCCGUCAGUGACCUUUUGGCCUCAGGAUCUGGAGAUUCAACAGCACGGAUAUGGAACCUCAGCGAAAACAGCACGAGCGGCUCUACACAGCUGGUACUUCGACACUGUAUACGAGAAGGAGGGCAGGAUGUACCCAGCAACAAAGAUGUAACAUCACUGGAUUGGAAUAGUGAAGGUACACUUCUAGCAACUGGGUCUUACGAUGGCUUUGCAAGGAUAUGGACUAAAGAUGGUAAUCUUGCCAGCACCUUAGGGCAACAUAAAGGUCCUAUAUUUGCGUUAAAAUGGAACAAGAAAGGAAACUUCAUUUUAAGUGCAGGAGUGGACAAGACCACAAUUAUUUGGGAUGCCCACACUGGUGAAGCCAAGCAGCAGUUUCCUUUUCAUUCUGCACCAGCAUUAGAUGUUGACUGGCAGAGUAACAACACAUUUGCCUCUUGCAGUACAGACAUGUGUAUUCACGUUUGUAAACUAGGACAAGAUAGACCCAUCAAAACCUUCCAGGGUCAUACAAAUGAAGUAAAUGCAAUCAAAUGGGAUCCAACUGGUAAUCUUCUGGCUUCCUGCUCUGACGAUAUGACUCUAAAGAUCUGGAGUAUGAAACAAGACAGUUGUGUCCAUGAUUUACAAGCACACAACAAAGAAAUUUAUACUAUCAAAUGGAGUCCCACAGGACCAGGAACAAAUAACCCAAAUGCCAAUCUCAUGUUAGCAAGUGCAUCCUUCGAUUCUACUGUUAGGUUAUGGGAUGUAGACAGAGGAAUUUGUAUUCAUACUCUGACAAAACAUCAAGAACCUGUGUACAGUGUAGCUUUCAGUCCUGAUGGCAGGUACCUGGCCAGUGGCUCCUUUGAUAAAUGUGUACACAUCUGGAACACACAGACAGGUGCCCUAGUUCACAGUUAUCGGGGAACAGGAGGGAUUUUUGAGGUUUGCUGGAAUGCAGCAGGAGACAAAGUUGGAGCAAGUGCUUCAGAUGGUUCAGUUUGUGUAUUAGACCUACGGAAAUAGCGCUACUAGUUGGAAGCCAUGGACCGACUAUGAAUGUGUACAUAGCCAAAAUGACUGUCCCUGACCCAUGUACUGCUAUAGUCCCAAUUGAACCAUGGCCAGUCCACUACAGCCAAACAUAAAAGAAAUAUAUACAUAUACUGUAUAUAAAAAAAAAAAAAGGAAAAAAAAAAAAAAAAAAAGGAGAAAAAAAAAAUUACACCCUGAAGAGGAUGACAGAGUUUUGUCACAGCUUGUGAAUCCUGUUCACCAAGUGCUGGAAUCUGCUGUGCCCCAAAAUAACAUUUAAAGGGUUUGGAUAUGAAAACCAGAAGAGAGAGCGAGAGAGAGAAAGAGAGAGAGAGAGAGAAAUAUACCAUAUACAAGAGCAGACCCAUAUACAUACCAAAUUCAGAAGAUACUAAUGGCAGCCUUCAUUACCCCUUCCCCCAUUAAAUCCAUUGCGACAAUGGAUUGUGGGGUGUUUUUUGUUUUCCUUCUCAGUAGUUGAGCAGUUUGUGUGUACAGAGAAAAUGGACUUAACAGAAAUCUGCAGCAGUAGUUGUUUUUUUUCCUUUGCUUUUUAACCAUUGGGUUUUCUGUUUUGUUUUGGUUAAGUUUAUGGAUGCAUGAAGUAAGGGAGUGAAUUAGCUUCUUGUUUAUAAUUACUUUUAUUUUGUUUUUCACCUUGGGAAAAAGAGAGGAAAAAAAAAAAAA